Varanus komodoensis (Komodo dragon) is the source of this 4300-nucleotide messenger RNA. RefSeq names its product caprin family member 2 (gene CAPRIN2). NCBI's taxonomy places the organism in Eukaryota, Metazoa, Chordata, Lepidosauria, Squamata, Varanidae. Gene Ontology annotation, biological process: positive regulation of canonical Wnt signaling pathway. Gene Ontology annotation, molecular function: signaling receptor binding. The record is from RefSeq and is a predicted model, not a curated record. The transcript is spliced from 21 exons. Bases 321 to 3974 code for a protein of 1217 amino acids. Gene Ontology annotation, cellular component: cytoplasm.
GAGUUGUUUCAGCACGUGGAGUUGUGUGAAUGUUGUUUCCUCAGACUCCUAAUUGUGCAGUUUAGGUGUACUGUUGAUGUAGGCGUUGCCAGGUCUGUGGUUGGAGUUAAUGUAGUUUAUAACAGGUUUUCUAUCUCUAUGGUGAGUAUUCUUCGAGCAUGCGUAAAGUGCAGUAGGGAAGUGCAAGAACCUAUGUAGGGGUGCAGCUUAGUUCUUAAAAGUUCUGGUUUGUGGAAGCAUGAUGUACAUCAUCUACUUCAAAUGCAUAACAGAUAUUUAGUGUCUGAUUUCAGUCUUUUAAUUACCUAUAUGCUAUAGCCAUGAAUGCUGAAGUUGUUCUAAGGGAAACACUAAAGGCUAGUAAUUCCUUUGCAGCCCUAGCCGUUUCAAUGGUUCAGCUUUCACAGUCCCCGCUUCGUCGCCCUUCACCUUCAUGUCACUCUGAGGAAGGGAAGGAGAAGAAUAUGAAACCAGCUAAGCAGCAGGUGACUCAGGGUCCUCGAGGGGAUAACCAGCCUCCUUUGAGCCCCCUGCAGGCAGCCUUGAAUUCUGCCACCACAGCAUCCCAGGCGUAUGAGACAUACAUCGACAAUGGGCUUAUCUGCUUAAAACACAAGAUCAGGAACAUUGAGAAAAAAAAGCUCAAACUAGAAGAUUACAAGGAUCGUCUGAAAAAGGGGGAGUCACUCAAUCAGGAUCAGUUGGAAGCAGUUGAAAAAUAUGAUGAAGUGAUACAUAACUUGGAAUUUGCUAAAGAACUUCAGAAGACAUUUUCUGGGCUUAGUCAAGAUCUGCUGAAAGCACAGAGGAAAGCACAGAGGAGGGAAACCAUAAUGAAGCUUGAAGCAGAGAAGAAAAAGCUCUGCACAGUACUGCAGGUCCAGUAUGUGCUGCAGAAUUUCAUUCAAGAGCAUGUGCAGAAAGACUUCAAAGCUGGCAUGAAUGGUGCAAUAUACUUGCCUUCUAAAGAACUAGACUACCUCACUAAAUUUGCAAAAUUGACCUGUUCGGGAAGAAAUAAGAUGGUUACUGUUGAAGACCAAAUGGAACAAUCAUCACUCUACUUCUGGGACCUGCUAGAAGGCAGUGAAAAAACAGUGGUUGGGACAACUUAUAAGCACCUAAAGGAUUUGUUAUCUAAGCUGUUACAUUCUGGUUAUUUUGAAAAUAUUCCUGCUUCUUGCAACAUACCACACAAAGAGGAACUGAAAGAGGAAAUGUCAAUAAGACCUGAAUUCAAAGAUGAAUUGCCUGGAAGACCUGAACAAACAAAGCAAAUACCAAAAGCAGAACCCAUUGAUCAACUAGAACCUCAAGUAGAACGCAUUCAGUCUGAAAUUCAGCCCCAAGAGUUUCUUAAUAGGCGCUAUUUGCCUGAAGCUGAUUAUACUAUCAAGUCUGAGGAAUCCAAACCUUGGGAAAUGGAGCAUACUAAAAAGAGUGAACCACUAAAGUCCUGGGAAAUGCUUGCUGACAUGGAGGAGCCAGAGCAGAAAAAGCGGGAACAGGAAUCUGUAAAGGCUUUGGAACCUAUAAGACAGCAGGGAAAGAAGCUGGAACUUUCGAGGCCUUGGGAAGCUCACCUUAAAGAAGAUGAUGAUUGCAGCCAAGAAGUCCCAAAGCCUUGGGUGACACAGGUUAGGGAACAGCAGAGCUCUCCCAAACCCUGGAUAACCAAACUUAAGGAAGAGCAGGAGCCAAGGCAAGAUGUUCCAAAGCCUUGGGUAACCAAAGCUAAGGAAGAGGCAGAACAAAAGCAGGGAGCAGCAAAAACCUGGGUUGCUCAAAUCAGGGUGGAAACUGUGCAGAAACCAGAAUCUGUGAAGCCUUGGGGUACGUGUAUUAGAGAGGACACAGAGCAGAAGAAACAGGAACCUGCAAAGCCAUGGGUAGCACAUGUUGGGGAAGAGGUGGAACAAAAAACUCCAUCCCCAAAGGCUUGGGCAACAUCUGAGGGGGCACGCCAAACAAUUCAACAGCCAUUACAGAAUCCGCCAAAGAUCUGGGGAGCUGGAAAUCUCGUGCCAAAGGAGCAAACUGAGUCAAAGAAGCCUGAUUUGGAACCAAAAGAAAGACGGGAGCGCAGACUGAAGCUUGACUCUGAUGUGAAACAAGGUGGAAAGACAGAUGGAGUAAGUGGACAAGGCACUGAUGCUGUAACGAAAAAAGAGAGCCUUCAGACACUUGGAGAAUCCUGUAAACUACCUAGGAGUCUCCAAAACAUCAUGCAGGUUCCCAAAUCUGUACAUCAGCCAGCUGCAGAGUUUUGCUCUACUUCUAGUCUUCCAAAAGAUCCAGUACUAAGAAGGGAAAAACUACAGGAUUUGAUGACUCAGAUACAAGGAACAUACAAUUUCAUACAGCUGUAUUAUCCUUUUGUGUCUAAGGAGUCCCUCCUGGAUUUUGAUAAACCUUCACAAAGUUCCAUUUGCUCAUCACAAGCAGCUUCUGUUGAUUCUACAGCUUCUAAUGAACAACUUUCAAGCCAGAACAAUUUUGUUGAGCAACCAGCACAGGCUGCUGCUUCUCCCAUGACCUUGCAUGGCUCAAACACCUCCUUAGCUUCUGAUAACAUGUUGUCUGGAUCUGAAACUGAACUUGGUUCGCCACAGACAUCUGCUCCACAUUCUCAAGAGUCUGAGAACUUCAGUUCACCUCAGUCUUUGUAUCAGGCAAACCAAGGGAUUUCUGAGCCAUUAGUCCCCCCAAAGAGUGAAAUGGCUCCGGCUCCUGCUCUUUCAAGUGAAUCCCAGACACCAUCAAGAACCAGUACUGCAUCGCCAAUACUCCAAGGAAAAGUUUUCCAGUCUCCUCCAAGUAGCAGUGCUGUUAGCAUGAAAGCACCUCCCUUUCAGGCUAUGCAGACUGUGUUCAAAGUGAAUGCACCUUUGCCACCUCGCAAGGAACAGGAUAUCAAAGAGAAUUCUCUGCAUUCUGCAGGAUAUAAUCAGAAUUUUUCUACAGCAAGUACACAGACUCCACCCCCAUGUAAACUACAGUCUACUCAAAAUUCUGAGCAAUCCACUUUUUCUCAAGAGCCUCUGCCAAAUGCAGGUAACUACCAGGCUGAGACAUCUGUUCCUGUAAGCAACAGUAGUCUCACCUUUUAUGCUGCACAGACAACUACAUUCCCUAGACCACCUCAGCCUUUUGUCACAGGUCGUGGCUCAGUCAGAGGAUCUCUCAGAGGUGCAAGAUCAGUGAGCAAUUCUUACCGUUCUCCUGGUGGCUAUAAAGCAGGUUUUGAAGCUUACAGGGGUUCACCUUCAAUCCCUAAUGGCACCUAUGGUCAAUUGCAGCUUCCUGGCAGAGACUAUGCUCCAAUGCAGUAUCCUCAGAGGGAUAUGAGUUACCAGCAGAACUAUAAGCGAGGAGGUAUUAAUAGUGGUCGAGCCAACUCAAGAGCAGGAUGGAGUGAUUCUUCUCAGGUGAGCAGCCCAGAACGUGACAGUGAGACCUUUAACAGUGGGGACUCUGGGCAGGGUGACUCCCGCAGCAUCACUCCUGUUGACAUGCCAGUGACAAGCCAAGCGGCAACCAUACUACCUGUGCACGUCUAUCCCCUCCCACAGCAGAUGAGAGUUGCCUUUUCUGCUGCUCGAACAUCUAACUUGGCUCCUGGAACUCUAGAUCAACCCAUCGUGUUUGACCUCCUGUUAAACAACCUUGGUGAAACCUUUGAUAUCCAGCUGGGUAGGUUUAACUGUCCUGUCAAUGGCACCUAUGUGUUCAUUUUUCAUAUGCUGAAGCUCGCUGUGAAUGUUCCCCUGUAUGUGAAUCUCAUGAAAAACGAAGAGGUUUUAGUGUCUGCAUAUGCCAAUGAUGGUGCUCCAGAUCAUGAGACUGCCAGUAACCACGCAGUCCUCCAGCUUUUCCAAGGAGACCAGAUUUGGCUACGUCUCCAUAGAGGAGCUAUUUAUGGAAGUAGUUGGAAAUACUCCACAUUCUCCGGAUACCUCCUGUAUCAAGACUGACUAUUAUGUUUACAGUAAAUCUGCUCCAAACCAUGUAGUGAAAGAAGGUGAAAGCUGGGGUCUAGUUUUGCACUGCAUACUGACUAUUUAAAUACACACGUCUGAAAUGGGGGUAUGGAAAUCUAUCUUGCUAAGAGAUGGAGGUGGGUCAGCACUGAUGUGGCACUUUAUCGGUUAUGAUGUAGCCUUGAUAGGAAAGCUGUGAAUGUUACGUUUGCACUUACUCUUGAACUGUAAUUAUCAGCUUCUAUGCUCUUCAAAAUUUGCCUCAAGCCUAGGCUAUCCACAAUGCCUUGUGCCUAAAUAAAAACGUUAAUAUGCCUUAG